Molecule: messenger RNA, 786 nt
Organism: Paramecium octaurelia
Lineage: Eukaryota; Ciliophora; Oligohymenophorea; Peniculida; Parameciidae
Source: the annotation of a GenBank genome assembly
CAUUAAUUAAAUUAAUAUGUAAUCAUUGGUUAAAUAACUCCUAACCCUAUCCAACACAUCUGCUGCUAACUAAUGGCAACAAAUCGAAACAAGUAAAUUCUUUUCUUUAUUUAGCUCUCCAACCAAAAUAAUUGACCCCUGCUGAAAUAGCUGAUGUUGCCCACCAUUUUGCUGUUAAUAAUUAGGGAUCUGAACUUUUCUGGGAUACAUUACAGAGAGCUACUGUCGAUCAACUGAGCAAUUUCAAUAGGGAAUAACUAGCCACAGUAUUCGACGCUAUGAUGAAAACUCCUUACGAAGUAUAAAUCCUUUUAUCAUUAGGUUCCUGAUGAUGUAGGAGAGGCUGUGACCAAAGCAAUUGAUACAUUUUUCUUUGCUGAAUUAGAAGCUAACCAAAAAUCAGACCCCUACUAUCUUUCCAAAUUUUUAUUUCAAUUCUAAGCUGGAUUAGGAUAAUUUGCACUCAACUUUGGACCUGGAUUCCUCACUGGAAGAGUAAAUGAUGAACAUCCAGAAUAAAAUCUUGCUAAAGGUGACUACGAUCUGUCAGAAUCAAGCAAUUCUGAAUUGAGAUCAGCAUUUAUUAAAGGGGAGCUUAAUUAAGAAUAAGUGUAAGAAGAGAAAACAAAAUUCCUCAAUAGAAUUACAGAAUUGCUCGGCAAGGUAACCAUUCUAUUGAUAAUUCAAGAAUUAAAAUGCCCAGGACGUAACCAAUUUGAAAUGAUUGGAUAGAGAUGCAUAUAAAAUAAAUAUAAUAAAACAAAACACAUUUAUCUUAGAUAUUCA